Messenger RNA from Phymastichus coffea, 14104 nucleotides. It is a transcript of the gene Dhc64C, whose product is annotated as dynein heavy chain, cytoplasmic. Gene Ontology annotation, cellular component: dynein complex. The transcript is spliced from 24 exons. Gene Ontology annotation, biological process: microtubule-based movement. Lineage: Eukaryota; Metazoa; Arthropoda; Insecta; Hymenoptera; Eulophidae. Bases 35 to 13948 code for a protein of 4637 amino acids. The record is from RefSeq and is a predicted model, not a curated record. Gene Ontology annotation, molecular function: dynein intermediate chain binding; ATP binding; minus-end-directed microtubule motor activity.
ACCUAGGAUAUAGGCCUCAAAUGAACCUGCAUUGAUGGUGGAUUCCCUUGAAAUGACAGUAGAACCCAGUGACUCUCAAAGUUCUAACACUAUAGAUUUUCAUCAUUUUGUCAACUAUUUACAAAAAUCUAUAUGUGUCUUACAUCCAGAAGAAGAAGAAGUUCCAUCAGCUUUUCUACAAGUUCUUGAUGAUAAAAUCUAUCAAGAUUGCAUUCGAAAAUUUAUAAAUGAUCCUCAAGUUUGGGCUCUAUGUAUUCAAAGAAUAUCUAGUAAAGAAUACGACAGUGGCGAAACUGAUGAUGAAAAAGAAACUGAUAUCUAUUAUCUUUCAAAUGAAAUCAGUUGUACAAAUCCUAAAAUGUCUUCAAUCGUAUUCACUAAAAGAGGAAUAGUUAUUGAAUCAGACAAAUCAAUCCAUUCCCAACUCCGUGUAGUGUAUUUUUCAGACGGCUCACCAUAUGAAACUUUACAUGCUAUAAGCAAAACAAUGGCUCCUUAUUUUAAAAGCUACGUUAAAGAAAAAGCUAAAAUUGAUAGAGAUGGCGAUAAAAUGGCUCCUACAGUGGAGAAAAAAAUUGCAGAACUAGAAAUGGGUCUUCUUCAUUUGCAACAAAAUAUUGAUAUUCCAGAAAUAUCCCUACCAAUCCAUCCCACUGUCAUACAAAUCAUUAAGCAAUGUGCAGAAGAAGGACGAAAACCAAAAGUAGCUGACUUUGGAUGUAAAGUAGAAGAUUCUACGUUCCUUAAUCAACUUCAAAAUGGUGUAAACAGGUGGAUCAAAGAAAUUCAGAAGGUUACCAAAUUAAAUAGAGAUCCAGAAUCAGGAACUGCUUUGCAGGAAAUCUCAUUUUGGUUAAACUUGGAACGAGCUUUACAUCGAAUUCAAGAAAGAAGAGAAAGUGUCGAAAUAUCUUUAACUCUUGACAUUUUGAAACAUGGUAAGAGAUUCCAUGCUACAGUUAGUUUUGAUACAGAUACAGGAUUAAAACAAGCCCUCGCUACGGUCAACGACUACAAUCCGUUAAUGAAAGAUUUUCCUAUCAAUGAUUUAUUAUCAGCAACUGAACUAGAUCGUAUCCGUUCUGCUAUUCAACAAAUAUUCAUACAUCUCAGAAAAAUUCGAAACACAAAGUAUCCAAUUCAACGAGUUCUAAGACUUGUGGAAGCAAUUUCCAGAGACUUAUGUUCACAGUUAUUGAAAGUUCUUGGAACACGCCGAUUAAUGCAUAUACCUUUUAAUGAUUUUGAAAAAGUUAUGUCUCAGUGUUUUGAACUUUUCAAUACUUGGGAUGAUGAAUACGAUAAACUAACACAAUUACUGAGAGAAGUGGUGAAAAGAAAACGAGAUGAACAUAUGAAAAUGGUAUGGCGCGUAUCUCCAGCUCAUAAAAAAUUACAAUCACGCAUGGAGCAUAUGCGUAGAUUUCGCCGACAACACGAGCAAUUACGGACGGUUAUAGUACGAGUUUUGAGACCCGUACGUCAGAACAGUAAUUCCACACUGGAUAAUAAAGAUAAUGAUAUUAAAGUUGAUUUCGCAUUUGAUGCCGCCGAUGCUAAUGCUAUUAGUGAAGUAAAUCUAGCCUACGAAAAUGUCAAAGAAGUUGAUUGCUUGGAUAUAUCGAAAGAAGGUUCAGAAUCAUGGGAAGCAGCUGUAAAUAGAUAUGAAGAACGUAUCGAAAGAGUUGAAGCUAGAAUAACUGCUCAUUUACGUGACCAAUUAGGAACAGCUAAAAAUGCUAACGAAAUGUUCAGGAUCUUUUCGAGAUUCAAUGCUCUUUUCGUGAGACCUCAUAUACGAGGAGCAAUUCGCGAAUAUCAAACACAAUUAAUACAACGAGUAAAGGAUGACAUAGAAACCUUACAUGAGAAAUUUAAGGUUCAGUAUGCUCAAAGUACGUGCUGUAAAAUGAGUUCUGUGAGAGAUCUUCCUCCAAUAGCUGGAUCAAUAAUAUGGGUUAAACAAAUAGAUUUUCAACUUACCAUGUAUCUCAAACGUGUUGAAGAUGUACUAGGUAAAGGUUGGGAAAAUCAUAUAGAAGGACAGAAACUAAAAGCUGAUGGAGACAGUUUUCGUACAAAACUUUCAACUCAAGAAAUUUUUGAUGAAUGGGCUCGUAAAGUUCAGCAACGUAAUAUUGGUGUAACUGGACGUAUUUUUACUAUUGAAAACAUGCGAUCUAGAACAGGACGUGGUGGUAUUUUAAAGUUAAAAGUCAACUUCUUACCUGAAAUAAUAACACUUUCAAAAGAAGUGAGAAAUUUGAAAAAUCUUGGAUUUCGAGUUCCGAUCGCUAUUGUUAACAAAGCUCAUCAAGCAAAUUUACUGUAUCCGUUUGCCAUCAGUUUGAUUGAAAGUAUCCGUACUUACGAAAGAACACUCGAAAAGAUUGAAGAUAAAUCGAAUAUAGUGCCUUUAAUAGCUGGAUUACGGAGAGACGUUCUGGGCCUUAUUUCUGAAGGUAUUACACUUAUAUGGGAAAGCUACAAGCUAGAUUCUUAUGUUCAACGUCUAUCAGAAGUUGUAUUGUCUUUUCAAGAAAAAGUUGAAGAUCUACUAGUAGUUGAAGAACAAUUAGAAGCCGAUAUUCGAUCAUUAGAAACAUGUCCAUAUUCGGCAAAUACUUUUGCGGAAAUAUUAACUAAGAUACAAAAAUCUGUAGAUGAAUUAUCUUUAAAAAAUUUUUCAAACCUUCAUAUUUGGGUAUCACGACUUGAUGAAGAGGUAGAGAGAAACUUAGCUUUCCGGCUCGAAGCAGGAGUGAAAGCUUGGACAGAUGCUCUUCUGGGAAAGAAAAGAGAUAUUGAUUUGAGUAUGGAUACUGAUGCCCCUAUCCAACCAACUCAUAAAUUGGGUGGCGAUCCGAAGAUCCUUAAUCAGUUACAUGAAGUUAGAAUAACCAAUCAAACUAUGUAUCUGUACCCUAGUAUCGAAGAUGCUCGUUUUCAAAUUAUGCAGCAACUUUUUGCUUGGCAGGCAAUCGUCACUUCUCAGAUAAGAUUACAAAGUUCAAGAUAUCAAGUUGGUUUGGAUAAACAAGGAUCUAGUACUUACAGAAACUUACUAACAAAAUUGCCAUCUGGAAAGGCAUCAUUAGAGUUGGCUUAUGAAUCUAUAGAAUCUAAAAUGAAAGAAAUCGUACACUACGUUGAACAGUGGUUAAGAUAUCAGUCGUUGUGGGAUUUGCAGCCAGAUAAUUUAUACGGAAAGUUAAAUGAUGAUAUCACAGCGUGGAUGAAAUGUUUGAAUGAUAUAAAAAAAACGAGAACAACUUUUGAUACUUCAGAUACUAGAAAAGAAUUUGGCCCAGUAAUUAUUGACUUCGCUAAAGUUCAAAGUAAAGUAUCUCUUAAAUACGACUCAUGGCAUAAAGAAACAUUAGGAAAAUUCGGUACACUUCUUGGUAAUGAAAUGACCAGUUUUCAUGCCCAAGUUUCAAGAUCAAGAAGUGAUUUAGAGCAACAUUCUAUUGAUACCGCAACUACAUCAGAUGCUGUUAGUUUUAUAACUUAUGUUCAAUCUUUGAAACGGAAAAUGAAAAUAUGGGAAAAACAAGUAGAAAUUUACAAAGAAGGUCAAAGAAUUUUAGAACGUCAAAGAUUCCAGUUCCCUGUACAGUGGUUGCAUGUUGAUAACAUUGAAGGUGAAUGGGGAGCUUUUAAUGAAAUAAUUAAAAGAAAAGAUACAUCUAUCCAAACACAGGUUGCAUCAUUGCAAUUCAAAAUAGUGACUGAAGAUAAAGCUAUUGAAACUAGAACUACCGAUUUUUUUAAUGAUUGGGAACAAAGUAAACCUGUAGAAGGUCAUUUGCGACCAGAUGAUGCACUACAGCAAUUGCAAAUUUUUGAAAAUAAGUUCGCACGACUUAAGGAAGAACGAGAUAAUGUUGCUAAAGCUAAAGAAGCAUUGGAACUUCUAGAGCCUGGUACAGCUUCUUUGAAUGAAGAUCGCAUGCAAGUAGUUUUCGAAGAACUUCAAGAUUUGAAAGGUGUCUGGUCUGAACUUUCUAAAAUUUGGGCUGAAAUUGAUGAAACACGAGAGAAACCAUGGUUAUCUAUCCAACCUCGAAAACUUCGUCUGCAAUUAGACACAAUGCUUUCUCAAUUGAAAGAAUUACCAGCAAGACUUAGGCAAUAUUCUUCUUAUGAGUAUGUUAAAAAAACAUUGCAAAAUUAUACAAAAGUAAAUAUGUUAAUUGUUGAAUUAAAAUCAGAUGCACUGAAAGAAAGACACUGGAAAUUACUAAUGAAACAAUUAAAAGUUAACUGGUUACUGAGUGAGCUUACUUUAGGUCAGCUGUGGGAUGUCAAUUUACAAAAGAAUGAAGGCACUGUAAAAGAUAUUAUUUUAGUAGCUCAAGGUGAAAUGGCAUUGGAAGAAUUUUUAAAACAAGUUAGAGAAUCAUGGCAAAACUAUGAAUUAGAAUUAAUAAAUUAUCAGAACAAAUGUCGUCUCAUAAGAGGAUGGGAUGACUUAUUUAAUAAAGUUAAAGAACAUAUCAAUUCUGUAGCUGCAAUGAAAUUAUCUCCUUAUUACAAAGUGUUUGAAGAAGAAGCUCUAACUUGGGAAGAAAAGCUCAAUAGAAUAAAUUCACUUUUUGACAUUUGGAUUGAUGUCCAACGAAGAUGGGUUUAUUUAGAAGGUAUUUUCUCAGGCAGUGCUGAUAUUAAAACUCUUUUACCAGUAGAAACUUCUAGAUUCCAAAGUAUUAGCACUGAAUUUCUAGGGUUAAUGAAAAAAGUUUCUAAAUCUCCAAUGGUGAUGGAUAUUUUAAAUAUACCCGGUGUCCAACGAUCUCUUGAACGUCUUGCUGAUCUGUUGGGGAAAAUACAAAAAGCAUUAGGAGAGUAUUUAGAAAGGGAAAGAACAUCUUUUCCUAGAUUUUACUUUGUUGGUGAUGAAGAUCUAUUAGAAAUAAUUGGAAAUAGUAAAAAUAUUGCUCGACUUCAGAAACAUUUCAAAAAAAUGUUUGCAGGCGUUGCCUCCAUUUUACUGAAUGAAGAUAAUACUACCAUUACUGGAGUUGCUUCAAGAGAAGGAGAGGAAGUUAUUUUUAAAAAUCCGGUAUCAACAACAGAUCAUCCAAAAAUUAAUGAAUGGUUGACUUUUGUAGAGAGAGAAAUGCGUCUUACAUUAGCAUCUAACCUUGCACAUGCAGUGCAAGACAUAAAAACAUUAAAAAAUGAUAAUAUCAAUUCCCAGGCACUCAUGUGUUGGUGCGAUCGAUAUCAAGCGCAAAUCAUUAUUCUUGCUGUUCAAAUACUUUGGUCAGAAGAUAUUGAAUCUGCUUUACAGGAAUCUCAAGAUAAUUCUAUAAGAGAUCCUCUAGAUCGAGUGCUCCUUCAAGUAGAAAGUACUUUAAAUAUUUUAGCGGACUCUGUACUUCAAGAACAACCACCAUUAAGAAGGAAAAAACUUGAACAUAUGAUAAAUGAAUUCGUCCAUAAGCGUACAGUUACUAGAAGACUAAUUUAUAACAAUAUAACUAAUCCUAAAGCUUUUGAAUGGCUUUCAGAAAUGCGAUUUUAUUUUGAUCCCAAAAAAGAAGACGUAUUGCAACAACUUACAAUACAUAUGGCUAAUUCGAAAUUUUUUUACGGAUUUGAAUAUUUGGGAGUGCAAGAUCGACUUGUUCAAACGCCUUUGACAGAUAGAUGUUAUUUAACCAUGACUCAAGCCUUAGAAUCUCGUUUGGGCGGAUCGCCAUUUGGACCGGCCGGAACAGGAAAAACUGAAUCAGUUAAAGCUCUAGGACAUCAAUUGGGUAGAUUCGUACUAGUCUUCAAUUGCGAUGAAACUUUUGAUUUUCAGGCAAUGGGGCGAAUAUUUGUUGGAUUAUGUCAAGUUGGAGCUUGGGGUUGUUUCGAUGAAUUUAAUAGAUUAGAAGAACGCAUGCUUUCAGCAGUUUCACAGCAAAUUCAAACUAUUCAGGAAGCUUUGAAAAGUCAUAUAGAAGGCCGUAGAGAUGAUGCGCUAUGUGUAGAACUAGUUGGAAAGCAAGUCAAGGUAUCAAGUGAUAUAGCCAUUUUUAUUACUAUGAAUCCAGGUUAUGCUGGCAGAUCUAAUCUUCCAGACAAUCUAAAAAAAUUAUUUAGAUCAUUAGCCAUGACUACUCCAGAUCGUCAGUUAAUUGCUGAAGUUAUGCUUUUCAGUCAAGGUUUUCGAUCUGCUGAAAAACUUGCGUGUAAAAUAGUUCCUUUUUUCCGAUUAUGUGAUGAACAAUUAUCUAAUCAGUCGCACUAUGAUUUUGGUUUGAGGGCAUUGAAAUCUGUGUUAAUUUCUGCUGGCAAUGUAAAACGUGAUCGAAUUCAGAAAAUAAAGGAGGGUAUGCAUCAUAGAGGAGAUUCAAAUAUUGAUGAAGCUUCAAUCGCUGAGAAUUUGCCCGAGCAAGAAAUAUUGAUCCAAUCCGUAUGUGAAACUAUGGUACCAAAAUUGGUCGCAGAAGAUAUCCCACUUCUAUUUAGUUUGUUGAAUGAUGUUUUUCCAAGUGUCAACUACGUUCGUGCUGAAAUGGAAGCUCUGAAAAAUGAAAUAAAACGAGUAUGUGCUGAAGAAUAUUUAGUUUGUGGAGAAGGAGAUGAUCAAGGCGGAGCUUGGCAAGAAAAGGUACUUCAAUUAUAUCAAAUAAGUAAUUUGAAUCAUGGUCUGAUGAUGGUGGGACCUAGCGGUUCUGGAAAAACCAGUGCUUGGAAAGUUUUAUUAAAAGCUUUGGAAAGGCAUGAAGGACUAGAAGGCGUUGCUCAUGUAAUUGAUCCAAAAGCAAUCAGUAAAGAAACUUUGUAUGGAGUUCUUGAUCCAAAUACCCGUGAAUGGACAGAUGGUCUUUUUACGCACAUAUUACGGAAAAUAAUAGAUAAUGUUCGUGGUGAAAUAAAUAAAAGGCAAUGGAUUAUUUUUGAUGGUGACGUAGAUCCAGAAUGGGUAGAAAACUUGAAUUCUGUUUUAGAUGAUAAUAAAUUAUUGACUCUUCCAAAUGGAGAAAGACUUAGUCUUCCCCCAAAUGUCAGAAUUAUGUUUGAAGUACAAGAUUUGAAGUACGCUACCCUUGCAACAGUUUCUCGUUGUGGUAUGGUGUGGUUUUCAGAGGAUGUUUUAUCAACUGAAAUGAUUUUUGAAAAUUAUAUGCUUCGACUGAAGUAUAUUCCACUCGAUGAUGGCGAAGAAGAUCUUUCAGUUAAAAAGAACAGUGAUAAAGAUGAUUCUUUUUCACCAACACUCCAUUUACAACGUGAUGCUGCUAAUUUUCUACAAAGUUUUUUUUCACCCAACGGUUUGAUUGUGAAAUGUUUGGAGUAUGCAUCGAAACAGGAACAUAUCAUGGACUUUACUAGACUGAGAGCUUUAAAUUCUCUUUUCUCAAUGCUAAACCAAGCUCUCAGAAAUACGCUCCAAUACAACCAUUGUCAUUCAGACUUUCCAUUAUCUAAUGAACAGUUAGAGCGUUAUAUUACAAAAUCUCUUGUUUAUGCUAUUCUUUGGAGCUUUACUGGAGAUGCAAAAUUAAAAAUAAGAGCAGAUUUUGGUGAUUUUAUAAGAUCAAUAACAAUGAUUCCAUUGCCAUCUCAAACAAACAUUCCUAUUGUCGACUUCAAAGUUGAUAUUCAAGGCGAAUGGCAACCAUGGAGUAACAAAGUACCUCAAAUAGAAAUAGAGACACAUAAAGUAGCUAGUCCCGAUGUAGUUGUACCGACUUUAGAUACUGUAAGACACGAAAGCCUUCUUUACACAUGGCUUGCUGAGCAUAAACCAUUAGUUUUAUGUGGACCUCCCGGCUCAGGUAAAACAAUGACACUAUUUUCGGCUUUGAGAGCACUACCUGAUAUGGAAGUUGUUGGCUUAAAUUUUUCAUCUGCAACAACGCCUGAACUAUUAUUAAAAACAUUCGACCAUUACUGUGAAUAUCGUAGGACACCUAAUGGAGUUGUAUUAUCACCAGCUCAACUUGGAAAAUGGUUAGUUUUAUUUUGUGACGAGAUCAAUUUACCUGAAAUGGAUAAGUAUGGUACACAAAGAGUAAUAUCAUUUUUGAGACAACUUGUAGAGCAUAAAGGAUUUUUUAGAACAAGCGAUCAAGCUUGGGUAUCAAUAGAAAGGAUACAAUUUGUUGGAGCUUGCAAUCCACCAACCGAUCCCGGAAGAAAGCCCUUAAGUUACAGAUUCUUACGUCACGUUCCUGUUAUUUAUGUUGAUUAUCCCGGUGAAGUUUCUUUAAAACAAAUUUAUGGUACAUUCACAAGAGCCAUGCUUAGAUUGAUUCCAUCCCUGAAAGGCUAUGCUGAGCCAUUGACAAAUUCAAUGGUAGAAUUUUAUUUAACAUCUCAAGAACGUUUUACGCAAGAUAUGCAACCCCAUUACGUUUAUUCCCCUCGUGAAAUGACACGAUGGGUUCGGGGUAUCUGCGAAGCAAUAAGACCAUUGGACAAUUUAUCUAUUGAGGGUCUAAUUCGUCUUUGGGCCCAUGAAGCUCUACGACUUUUUCAAGAUAGAUUAGUUGAAGAUACGGAAAGAGUUUGGACAAAUAAAACUAUCGACAUUGUCGCUUUAAAACAUUUCCCUGGAAUUAAUAAAGAAAUCGCUUUGAAUCGACCAAUUUUAUAUAGUAAUUGGCUUUCUAAAGAUUACAUUCCAGUAAGUAGACGAGAAUUAAGAGGCUACGUAAAAGCAAGACUCAAGGUUUUUUAUGAAGAAGAAUUGGACGUUCCAUUAGUACUUUUUGAUGAAGUUUUGGAACACGUCUUACGAAUAGAUAGGAUUUUUAGACAACCCCAAGGUCAUUUACUUCUCAUCGGUGUAUCAGGAGCUGGAAAAACUACCUUGUCCCGUUUCGUUGCUUGGAUGAAUGGUCUCUCAGUUUUUCAAAUAAAGGUUCACAAUAAGUAUACCGCUGAAGAUUUUGAUGAAGAUUUGCGACAAGUUCUUCGUAGGGCUGGAUGUAAAGAUGAAAAAAUUGCUUUUAUCCUUGAUGAAUCAAAUGUCCUUGACUCUAGUUUUCUAGAAAGAAUGAAUACACUUUUAGCUAAUGGUGAAGUUCCUGGAUUGUUUGAAGCUGAUGAUUAUAGUACUCUCAUGACACAGUGUAAAGAAGGUGCACAACGAGAAGGGUUAAUGCUUGAUUCCAACGAAGAAUUAUACAAGUGGUUUACAGGACAAGUGAUGAAAAAUUUACACGUAGUCUUUACUAUGAAUCCAAGUACAGACGAAUUGAAAAACAGAGCAGCUACAUCACCGGCAUUAUUUAACCGUUGUGUUCUAAAUUGGUUUGGAGAUUGGUCUGACAAUGCUCUAUUCCAAGUUGGAAAAGAAUUUACAAACACUAUUGAUUUAGAUAAACCAACUUGGAAAUGUCCUGAUUAUUUUCCUUCCUCUUGUUCAAUGAUAAACAAUCAAUCUACACAUAGAGAUGCAGUCAUUAACGCUUGUGUUUAUGUUCAUCAAACUCUUCAUAAAGCAAAUUCUAGAAUGACAAAAAGAGGUUCACGUACUAUGGCUAUCACACCACGGCACUACUUAGAUUUUAUCAAUCAUUUUGUAAAACUAUAUCAAGAAAAAAGAAGUGAUUUAGAAGAACAACAACUACAUCUAAAUGUAGGACUCAGUAAAAUCGCAGAAACAGUAGAACAAGUAGAAGAAAUGCAGAAAAGUUUAGCUGUAAAAUCACAGGAAUUACAAGCAAAAAAUGAAGCAGCUAAUGCAAAGUUGAGACAGAUGGUAAAAGAUCAACAAGAGGCUGAAAAGAAAAAAGUUCAAAGCCAAGAGAUUCAACAUCAACUAGCGAUACAAACAGUAACUAUAAAUCAAAAGCGUGAUAAUGUUAUGGCUGAUUUAGCGCAAGUUGAACCAGCAGUUAUUGAUGCACAAAAUGCUGUUAAAUCUAUAAAGAAGCAACAUCUUGUUGAAGUGCGAUCAAUGGCUAAUCCUCCAGCUAUAGUUAAAGUGGCCCUUGAAUCAAUUUGUCUCCUACUUGGAGAAAAUGCAAGUGAUUGGAAAUCUAUUCGUGCAGUUAUUAUGAGAGACAACUUCAUAAAUACUAUUGUAUCGAAUUUCAGCACUGAAAACAUUUCCGAUGAAGUUCGAGAAAAAAUGAGAAGUCGUUACCUGUGCAAUCCAGAAUAUAAUUUCGAAAAGGUAAACAGAGCUAGUAUGGCCUGCGGUCCAAUGGUCAAAUGGGCUAUUGCUCAGAUAGAAUAUGCAGAUAUGUUGAAAAGAGUUGAACCUUUACGCGAUGAAUUGCAUUCAUUAGAACAACAAGCUAAUACGAAUAAACAUAAAGGUGAAGAAGUAAAAGAUUUAAUCUCUCAAUUGGAAUUGAGUAUCGCUUCUUAUAAGGAAGAAUAUGCUCAACUUAUUUCUCAAGCACAAGCUAUAAAAACUGAUCUUGAAAAUGUGCAAGGGAAAGUAGAUCGUUCAAUAGCUUUACUCAAAUCAUUAGUCAUCGAAAGAGAAAGAUGGGAAGCUACUAGUGAAACAUUUAGAAGCCAAAUGUCUACUAUCGUUGGCGAUGUAUUAUUAUCAUCAGCUUUUCUGGCAUAUGCAGGGUACUUCGAUCAACAUUAUCGACAAAAUUUGUUUUCAACGUGGUGUCAACAUUUGCACAGUGCAAAUCUUCAAUUCCGCCCUGAUAUUGCUAGAACAGAAUAUUUAUCAAAUCCUGACGAACGUUUAAGAUGGCAAGCCAAUGCAUUACCAGCUGAUGAGUUAUGUACAGAAAAUGCUAUCAUGUUGAAACGCUUUAACAGAUAUCCUCUUAUUAUAGAUCCAUCUGGACAAGCUACGGAAUUUUUAUUGAAUGAAUAUAAAGCACGCAAGAUCACAAAAACAAGCUUUUUAGAUGAUUCUUUUAGAAAAAAUUUAGAAAGUGCUUUGAGGUUUGGUAAUCCUCUAUUAGUUCAAGAUGUUGAAAACUAUGAUCCUAUAUUAAACCCUGUGCUUAAUCGUGAACUGAGAAGGACUGGAGGGAGAGUGUUAAUUACACUUGGAGAUCAAGACAUUGAUUUAUCACCAUCAUUUGUUAUCUUUCUAUCGACGAGAGACCCGACGGUUGAAUUUCUUCCAGACAUUUGUUCACGUGUAACGUUUGUUAACUUUACCGUCACGAGGAGUUCACUACAAAGUCAAUGUUUGAAUCAAGUGCUUAAAACAGAAAGACCCGAUAUUGAUGAAAAACGUUCUGAUUUACUAAAAUUGCAGGGCGAAUUCCAUCUUCGAUUAAGGCAACUUGAGAAGUCAUUACUGCAAGCGUUGAAUGAUGCUAAAGGCAAGAUUUUGGAUGAUGAUUCGGUUAUUACAACACUGGAAACGCUAAAACAAGAAGCUGCUGAUAUAAGUAAAAAAGUUGAAGAGACUGACAAAGUAAUUGCAGAGAUAGAGACAGUAUCACAACAGUAUUUACCUUUAUCUCAGGCGUGCUCUAAUAUAUAUUUUACAAUGGACAGUUUAAACCAAAUACAUUUCCUGUAUCAAUAUUCUCUGAAAAUGUUUUUAGAUAUUUUUACUUCCGUUUUAAACAAAAAUUCUAAAUUAACUGGAAUUACAGAUUAUGUUCAACGUUUGUCGCACAUCACAAAUGAGCUUUUCUCUGUGUCCUACGAAAGAGUAGCACGCGGCAUGCUACAUAAUGAUAGGCUUACAUUUGCUCUUCUACUUUGCCGUAUUCAUCUAAAAGGUGCAGGAUCGGGAACAACUUAUGAUGAUGAAUUUACAUUCUUUUUGAGAGGAAAAGAAGGAGUUCUUAAUAUUCGGUACCCUCCUGUGCACAAUUUAAGUUCAGAUCAACAAGAAGCAGCGGUACGAUUAAGUUCUAAGUUACAAUCAUUUAGAAAACUAAAUGAUAUUAUACAGAAUAAUACAGAAUUCAGUAACUGGCUACAAUCACAAACUCCAGAGACAUGUGUGCCAAAACUUUGGGAAGAAGAAAAACCUACUUGUACUAUCAAAAUAGCCAUGAACCAAUUGCUUGCUGUACAAGCGUUUAGACCAGAUCGGGUGAUUGCAGCAGCAUCUCUUGUAGUUACUUCAGUAUUAGGAGGAUCAUUCAUGAAUUCUGCUGAAAUCGAAUUAGAUUUUUCUUAUGUAGUGGAGAACGAAUUAAAAUCAUCUGUACCGGCUUUACUAUGUUCAGUUCCGGGUUUUGAUGCUUCUAGCCGAAUAGACGAUUUAGCAGCUGAUUUAGGAAAAUCAAUUGUUAGCAUAGCUAUUGGAUCAACUGAAGGAUUUACUCAAGCAGACAGAGCUAUAAAUAUAGCCGUGAAAGCUGGCAGAUGGGUUCUUUUGAAAAAUGUUCAUCUAGCACCUCAAUGGCUUGUACAAUUAGAGAAAAAACUACAUAGCAUUCAACCUCAUAAUAAUUUCAGAUUAUUUUUGACUAUGGAAAUCAAUUCUAAAGUACCAGUUAAUCUAUUGAGAGCUGGGCGGAUUUUUGUAUUUGAACCUCCUCCAGGAAUUAGAGCUAAUUUACUGAGGACAUUUAGUACUGUACCAGCAUCACGUAUGAUGAAAGAACCAAAUGAAAGAGCAAGAUUAUACUUUUUGUUAGCAUGGUUUCACGCUAUCGUACAAGAACGUUUACGUUAUGUACCGUUAGGUUGGGCUAAACAUUACGAAUUUAAUGAAAGUGAUUUACGAGUAGCUUGUGAUACUCUUGAUACUUGGAUAGAGUCAACAGCAAUGGGAAGAACUAAUUUACCGCCAGAAAAGGUACCAUGGGAUGCAUUAAUAACUUUACUUUCUGAGUGUAUAUAUGGUGGAAAAAUUGAUAACGAAUUUGAUCAAAGAUUGCUAACAUCGUUUCUUCGUAAACUUUUUACCCCAAGAUCAUUUGAAUCUGAUUUUGCUCUUGUUGCAAAUAUUGAUGGAACCCAAGGAACUCAACGGCAUAUAACAAUGCCAGACGGCACCAGGAGAGAUCACUUUUUGAAAUGGAUAGAAUCUCUUUCUGAUAAACAAACACCAUCCUGGCUAGGUUUACCUAAUAAUGCAGAAAAAGUUCUUUUAACUACAAGAGGAACAGAUUUGAUAUCGAAAUUAUUAAAAAUGCAACAAUUAGAGGAUGAAGAUGAAUUGGCUUAUUGUAAUGAUGAAUCUUUAGAUUCGCAUCGAGAAGCAGAUUCAGAUGGCCGUCCUACAUGGAUGAAAACUCUUCACAACUCUGCUACAACGUGGUUACAACUUCUUCCGAAAAGUUUAGUUAUUUUGAAAAGAACCAUUGAAAAUAUAAAAGAUCCAUUGUACAGAUAUUUUGAACGAGAAGUCAAUAGUGGAUCAAAACUAUUGAAAAAUGUUAUUCAUGAUCUACAAGAUGUAGUUUUAAUAUGCAAGGGCGAAAAGAAACAAACAAACUACCAUAGAACGAUGUUAUCUGAAUUAAUAAAAGGUAUUAUACCAGCUGGAUGGAGAAGAUACACCGUACCACGAGGAUGUACAGUCAUUCAAUGGAUAACAGAUUUUAGUCACAGAGUAUCGCAGUUACAAGAAGUUUCCAGAGUAGUUUCUCAAAGUGGAGCUAACGAAAUAAAGAACUUCCCAGUCUGGCUUGGUGGCUUAUUUAAUCCAGAAGCAUAUAUUACAGCAACACGACAAUGUGUGGCACAAGCGAAUAAUUGGUCUUUAGAAGAAUUGCAGUUAGAUGUUUUCGUAUGUAACAGCGAUAAUACGGUGGCAGAUGAUUACUGUUUUGCAGUAACUGGAUUAAAAUUACAAGGAGCACAGUGUAAAAAUAAUAUGCUGUAUUUAACAUCAACAAUAAUGACUGAUUUGCAUGUGACUAUAUUAAAAUGGGUGAAACGUUCUACUACGGAUACAGUAGAAUAUAAGCUAGCUCUACCAGUUUAUUUGAAUAGCACUCGUACAGAAUUGUUAUUUAAUGUUGAUUUACAAAUAGCACCUAGUCAAGAUUCACAUAGUUUUUAUGAAAGAGGGGUCGCUAUUUUAAUAUCUACUGCUUUAAAUUGAUUCACAUUAGAUUAAUUAUUUUAUCGUCUGUAAAUCAUAAAUAGUCUUUUUUCUAAUAUAAAUGUAAUUGUCAAAAUAUAUAACUAAAUUUUGAAGGAUUUACUGUUAUUCGCUUCAAAUUUUUAACAUACUUUACGAUUAUAACUAAAAUUUCAU